AACAGCAGCACAUACCCGCUUUUCUCUCUGAUCGCCUGUAAGUUCCCAGAUCUGACAUCAUGGUGCAUUUUACAGCUGAGGAGAAGGCUGCCAUCACUAGCCUGUGGGGCAAAGUGAAUGUGGAAGAGGCUGGAGGCGAGGCCCUGGGCAGGCUCCUGGUUGUUUACCCCUGGACCCAGAGAUUCUUUGACAACUUCGGCAACUUGUCCUCUACUUCUGCCAUAAUGGGUAACCCCAAGGUCAAGGCGCAUGGCAAGAAGGUGCUGACCUCCUUUGGUGAUGCAAUUAAGAACAUGGACAACCUCAAGGGCGCCUUCGCUAAGCUUAGUGAGCUGCACUGUGACAAGCUGCACGUAGAUCCCGAGAACUUCAGGCUCCUGGGCAACGUACUGGUGAUCAUUCUGGCUUCUCAUUUUGGCAAGGAAUUCACCCCUGAUAUGCAGGCCAUGUGGCAGAAGCUGGUGGCUGGUGUUGCCACUGCUCUGGCCCACAAGUACCACUGAGUCUUCCUUCCAGUUCAACAGUGCUCUUUUGUGUCCCCAGGGCCCUCCUUCUGCAUAUGGGGGCUUGCGUUUGGCCUUGAGAGCACAGCUUCUGUUUAAUAAAGUUCAUUCUAUUCAGUCAUCAUAAA
Leopardus geoffroyi (Geoffroy's cat) is the source of this 631-nucleotide messenger RNA. RefSeq names its product hemoglobin subunit epsilon 1 (gene HBE1). Lineage: Eukaryota; Metazoa; Chordata; Mammalia; Carnivora; Felidae. Gene Ontology annotation, molecular function: peroxidase activity; heme binding; oxygen binding. The coding region runs from base 60 to 503 and encodes 147 amino acids. The transcript has 3 exons. Gene Ontology annotation, cellular component: blood microparticle; hemoglobin complex; haptoglobin-hemoglobin complex. The record is from RefSeq and is a predicted model, not a curated record. Gene Ontology annotation, biological process: hydrogen peroxide catabolic process; oxygen transport.